This is a messenger RNA of Photinus pyralis (common eastern firefly), 1317 nucleotides long. Its product is annotated as oxysterol-binding protein 1-like. The record is from RefSeq and is a predicted model, not a curated record. The transcript is spliced from 2 exons. Gene Ontology annotation, molecular function: sterol binding. Bases 35 to 769 code for a protein of 244 amino acids. Lineage: Eukaryota; Metazoa; Arthropoda; Insecta; Coleoptera; Lampyridae. Gene Ontology annotation, cellular component: cytosol; intracellular membrane-bounded organelle; membrane.
UUUGAUUGUCCGCGCGCAGGUUAUACCGUUAGGAAUGGCGCACGUCGAAUUUCCCGAAAGCGGUAACAAGUACUCGUGGCGAAAGGUGACGACGACGAUUCACAACAUAAUCGUCGGCAAGCUCUGGGUCGACCAGCACGGCGACAUGGACAUUGUCGGUAAGGGACAGGCCGCCGGCAUCAAGUGCCACCUGAAGUACAUCCCGUACUCGUACUUCACGCGCGAGACUCAGCGGCGGGGGAAAGGGGCCGUCAUGGAUUCGCUGAAGAACGUCAAGUGGAUCAUUAACGGCACGUGGGACGACAAGGUGGAGAUCGCGCCCGUUAUCGGCAGUUCCAAUACGCUCGAGAAUCCCGUUUACCAGACCGGGGCGGUUACGGUCGCGUGGAAGCGAAGGAUGCCGGCGCCCGACGCCGAGAAGUUUUACAGUUUCACCACUCUUGCCGCGCAACUGAACGAGUACGAGGAGGGAGUCGCCACUACUGACUCGAGAUUACGACCGGACCAGCGCUACAUGGAGAACGGCAAGUGGAACGAGGCGAACGCGGAGAAGGUCCGGCUCGAGGAGAAGCAGAGGGCGACGCGGCGACAGCGCGAGACGGAGGCGGAACGCGCGGCCGCCGAGGGUCGACCGUACAUGCCCUAUCAGCCGAUCUGGUUCGAGCAGGUGAAGGAGGACGACUCGGACACGAUCUCGCACGUGUACAAGGGCGGAUACUGGGAGGCGAAGGAGAAGGGGGACUGGUCGCAAUGCCCGGACAUAUUUUAAUGUUAUUGCCGAUAGUUUAUUUUGUAAACGGCGUUGCUGAAGUCGGGUGCCCCGAAAGAUCUGUCGACGAUGGCAAAAUGAAAUGCUAGACAUAACUUUAUAGUCAAUAAUAAUAAUCUAUCCUAAGUACUACUGAUUUUAAUGAAGGAGCUUCUGAUAAUUUUUCUAAAAAUUGUUUGUUAUGUAAAUAUCUGAUUUUAUCGCAAUGUAAAAAAUUGUUACUUAUUUGUAAGGUCUAUUAUGUUGGUAUCUUUUAGUUCUCUUAGUGGAAAAUCUUUCGAGCAUUACAUGGUGUCAUGGGGAGAAGGAAUUUCUUUAACUCUUGUGAUUUGUUGGGAAAGGACCAUCGAUAUAUGCAACCUACACGAAUUUGUACGCUAUCUACCGAAAACAAAAAUGCGUUUUGGUAUCAUACGACUUUGAUAGAGCGAUUGUUGUUAAAAUGUAAUUUGCAAUUUUUGACUAUCUAUAAUUUGUGUAUGUAAAUACAAUUAUCUGUGCAACAAAGGCUUUCAACAUGUAAUAUUGAAUAAAGUUUAUAACACUUA